ACGCAUUGUAUAGGGUUCUGACCGCGAUUCUCAGAUCCUGUCGUCGCCAUCAAGCCACCUGGGCGAACCCUCACAUCUUACGCUGCCUGGCUAGAUAAAGCUGGCUGCUACCUGCGGUCUCAGCGUUUGUUAUUAUCAAUCACAACAACUUCAACAUUAGCCCCAUUCGACAGGCUCAGCGCCGACUACCUACUCUAUUAGAUCGUCUCUUCCUGUGCCCUCCCACAACUCAUUGCCAAUUAUAAUCACUGCUCGUUCGCUCUACUCUUCAUGAUGGGUCCGACAAAGCCAAUCCUGCAUCCGUUAACUACACCGAAAAAUAUGAGCUUUCCUUCUGAGCUUCGGGAGCGAACCUACACAACAUGCCUCGAUCUGGACAGACCGUCUAUCGAGAAGAAAGACGAGGAGACCGAGAUCACCAUCACUCCUCCUCCAGCAUACACAGACUUCCUGAACACAUUUAGCCCUAUAUUCUCCAGCCCAACGUCGUCUCGUGCAAACUUCUCCAAAUACAUGCUCGAUAAACCUCGCUCGCCGCCAUCUUCUACUCCGUCGAGCACCACCUCAACCACAUUUCCUCUCAGUCAUUGCCAGAAAGUCGGUAGUGCAGCUAUUCCUCCUCGUGCACCAUCCCCUCCAUGGGCAAGCAAGAGCUCAGGGCAUGGACAACAUCUACGCCUACCGCCGCCGUAUGCUUGCACCCCGACUUCGGAGUCUCCUCGAAGUGCACACCCACUGCGGUCACCGUUGUCACCCUCCGAGUGGCGCAUCCGGCAGUUCGAGUCCCCCGUCAGUGAUGUCGGAAACUCAUUCAGCAUUCGACACGUGGUGACCACUACUAUCACGUAUAAGCGCGCGCCACAACUCGAUCCUCCUCCUCAAGGCAAGAGGAGAAAGAACGCCAGUCGUCGAACUACUUAGUUAUGAUGUGAUGUCCCACAAAGACAGGGAUGUCAAUCUCUUUUUACACCUUGUUUGAUUACAAUCUAGCAUUACUUGCGGACGGUGUUUUAUUCAGAUUUAUGCUUUUGCGGUCUAUGUUAUGUUUGUUCCUCCAGAACUUACGACUCUGUUCUCUUUUGCUUGGGUUUGUCGGUAUGUAAGGAUUACACCAGGAAAUGCAUGAGGACGUCCGGUGGCGCUUUAGGGAGGUCAGCAGCGGCGUUUACGGUUGAUUGUUCAGUCUGUGAGCAUCCUUUCUUGUCACCACAUUGUCAUGUAUAUUUUGGUCGUCGUGCGUGUUUUUCUGCCUGCCUCUUUGUUUACACCUUGAUUCCUUGCGAUAACUACAUCCCACACCCACUAACCACCACCAACUACCACCAACCACUACCACCAAUACCUAGAAUCCUGUGCAAUAAAGAAAACUCC
Molecule: messenger RNA, 1371 nt
Organism: Aspergillus japonicus CBS 114.51
Lineage: Eukaryota; Fungi; Ascomycota; Eurotiomycetes; Eurotiales; Aspergillaceae
Exons: 1
Coding region: 274-921 (215 amino acids)
Source: RefSeq, a predicted model, not a curated record